Molecule: messenger RNA, 321 nt
Organism: Staurois parvus
Lineage: Eukaryota; Metazoa; Chordata; Amphibia; Anura; Ranidae
Source: the annotation of a GenBank genome assembly
AGUUUAUAUUUACUAAAAUAAUUGCAUUUCCGUGUACUGUGGGAGACCAGAUAUAGUGAAUGCAGGGUCCGGGGAGACCGGGUAUAGUGAAUGCAGGGUCCGGGGAGACCGGGUAUAGUGAAUGCAGGGUCCGGGGAGACCGGAUAUAGUGAAUGCAGGGGUCCGGGGAGACCAGAUAUAGUGAAUGCAGGGUCCGGGGAGACCAGAUAUAGUGAAUGCAGGGUCCGGGGAGACCGGAAAUAGUGAAUGCAGGGUCCGGGGAGACCAGAUAUAGUGAAUGCAGGGUCCGGGGAGACCAGAUAUAGUGAAUGCAGGGUCCGG